UGUGCCGCCCUAUCGAAUGUCGUCGUUAUGAUGCCUUUUUACUCUUCCUGCGACUGUUUGUUGUUUGAAGUUUCUUUUAAUGUACUUACUUUGGAUACUUUUUAAUGUUUUUUUUUGUGUUUAGUAUAACGUGGAGUGCUUUUAAACAAUCGGAUGGCUCUUUAAAAGACUUUGACACGUUUGUUUAUACUGACUACUUUUGAUAAGUGUACAUUUUGAGUGCGAGAUUUUCGUUAGUGUAAAUCCCUACGCACAUCUAAAGAGCUUUUAUACUAUCAGAGAGUAAAGAAGGACUGAAGCAACACUGCUUGCUCUUUGUCUUGCCAUGGCGGAAGGAGCGUCUAUUUCUAGCGGAAUCAGUCAAAGUUCUUUUACCUCUCGGGUGAAGAAAACAAACAACGGCAGUGUUAGUGUGAACGUGCGACGAAACAGCCGACAAAGUCACAAGAAGGACAUCUACAGUCGGGUUGUUCUGGAGAAAGUUCUGGGUAUCACCACCACCAGCAACAGUGGCUUGGCCUGUGACCCUAAUACAGGCACUGUUGCGUACCCUGCAGGAUGCGUCAUCGUGGUCCUAAAUCCAAAGACUAACAAACAAAGCCACAUCUUUAAUACAUCAAGAAAAACCUUCAGUGCAUUGGCAUUCUCACAGAAUGGCAAAUAUUUGGUUACUGGUGAGAGCGGUCACAUGCCAUGUGUGAGGGUGUGGGAUGUGGCAGAGCGUACACAGGUGGCAGAGGUCCAGUGCCACAAGUAUGGAGUAGCCUGCGUUGCUUUUUCUACCAACAGCAGCUACAUCGUGUCUGUAGGAUUUCAGCAUGACAGAACUGUCAAUGUGUGGGAGUGGAAGAAGGGUACUGUUAUUGCAUCCAAUAAAGUGUCUAGUCGUGUGCUGGCUGUCUCCUUCUCUGAGGACAGUAGCUACUUUGUCACUGCAGGAAACAGACAUGUGAAGUUCUGGUAUUUGGAUGCCUCCAAGGAAAGACAUGUAAACAGUACAGUGCCCCUGAUUGGUCGAUCAGGCUUGCUAGGAGAACAUCAGAAUAGUGAAUUCUGUGAUUUGGCAUGUGGUCGUGGCACUAUGUCAAGUAGUACCUACUGUAUCACCCAUACUGGUCUUCUGUGUCAAUUCAACAGCAACCGGCAGCUGGAUUUAUGGGUUGACCUCAAAACAUCUUCAGCACGCUGUUUAUCUGUGAGUGAAGCUUUCAUUUUUUGCGGCUGUGCAGAUGGCAUAGUGCGGGUAUUUAGCCCACAAAACCUCCAUUAUAUCACCACACUGCCUCGGCCCCACUAUCUUGGAGUGGAUGUCUCUCAGGGCAUGCUGCCUCGGCCAGAGGCAGAGUAUCCAGAUACUUUGGCCCUGACACAUGAUCCUGUAACAAGCCUCCUGAUGUGUGUAUAUAAUGACCACAGUGUGUAUGUUUGGGAUAUACAUGAUCUAAAAAAUGUAGAGAAGGUCUACUCUUCCUUAUACCACAGUGCUUGUGUCUGGAGUGUUGAGACCUACCCAGAGUUAGAAGCUGCAGCCUUGUUGCCUGGAUCUUUUCUUACCUGUUCAUCUGACAACACCAUUCGUCUUUGGAACAGUGAUUUUCAGCAAAACCAAAGCUCUAACAUCCCUAGCCAGAAUUUGGUGAAGAUUGUAUAUGUGGAUAACGACACUGAGCACCUUAAGAUCCCGCCAGAUAAAGCAGAGGGCAACCAAGAUGGCAAAUUUGGAAUCAGAGUCUUAGCAAUCAGCCCUGAUGGGCAGCACCUAGCCACUGGAGAUCGCAGUGGAAACUUACGGGUCUAUGGACUUCAGUUCAUGGAUGAACUUUUGAGGAUUGAGGCCCAUGAUUCUGAGAUUUUAUGUCUGGCCUACUCUCCAACAGAGACUGGCGUUCAUCUAUUGGCCUCAGCCGGUCGUGAUCGGCUUAUACAUCUGUUUAAUAUGGACAAAAGCUACAGUCUUAUACAGACUGUUUAUGACCAUUCGGCAUCUGUAACUGCAAUGAAAUUUACAGGUGUAGGGUCAAAGGUGUCCAUGGUAAGCUGUGGUGCUGACAAGAGCAUUUACUUUCGCUCUGCUGAAAAGACUUCUCAGGAGCUGCUUUUUUCAAGGUCCCAUCACGUGGUGGAGAAAAGUACAUUAUAUGACAUGGACCUGGACGCCACACUCACACACACUGCCAUUGCUUGCCAAGAUCGUAACAUUAGAGUUUAUAAUGUGAAGAGCGGCAAGAUGAAAAAGUGCUUUAAAGGCUCCUUGACUGAUGGCCCAGUGCUUAAGGUUCAACUAGAUCCUUCCGGGAUGUUCUUGGCCACCAGUUGCUCAGAUAAGAGCAUCUGUGUUUUUGAUUAUGAGACUGGAGAAUGUGUGGCAACCUUAUUUGGGCAUUCUGAACUUGUGACUGGCAUGAAAUUUAGUCCAGACUGCAAGCAUUUAAUCACUGUCUGUGGCGAUAGCUGUGUAUUUGUGUGGCGGCUUUGCUCGCAAAUGACUAACUUGAUGCGAAAGAGACUGGCAGAGAGGAAAAGGAGAGCAGGAAUGAGGAACUUGAACAGAGUUGCUUGCAAACAACAAACCAUUAGGAGAGAAACCUACAUUUCUGUACCAUGCAGUGCAGUGGCUCAGCCAAAAGAGGGAGAAACAAACAGCUUGCUGGGGGAAAAGGAGGAUCCUGAUGAUCCCAAGACACCGGCCAGGCUGGACACUACUACAGAGAAUCUGGAUAUUAUCAUGCCACAGACCAAUGGCCGGCUCCCUAUGUGGGCUCGAAGAUUGGGUGCUGGAGUUGGGAGCAAUAGCAGUGUGGACCCAGAGAGAGUUCCUCAGUACCAGCCACAGGGACGCUGGGCUGCACAUGCUGAUCCAUUCGCUAUUCGAUCAGUACUGGAGACCAGGAGUCUUCAGCUCCCUCUCUCUGACACUCCCAGACAAGCAGGAGAUAAUGAGGAUAUAUGUGUAGAAGAUAAGGAGGGACAAGAAGUGGACUUUCACCCUCAGAGCCUUGACAGUCUUUUAGAUGAAGAACAAGUGGGAGGUGAUAUUGAUGAAGAAGAGACUGAAAGGAUGUCUGAACAGUUUAGUUCUGUCCUGCAAGACACAGACUUGCAGUAUUUUAGCCCAAACCUCAGCACUUCAGAAAUCAAUGACUAUGCUCUGUACCCAGCCAACAGCACUGCUCUGUCCACCAUAGGAGAGGGGGAGUUUGAUGUGAAGGCACUUUGUGAAGAUGUCGAAAUUGACCCAGAGGAAGAGGAGCUGAGUCCUGAUAGUGCCUGCUCAGCUGAGAGUGACCCGGCGCAUAGUGACCAGGCACAUGACCAAGAUACCGACUCUCUCAGUCAGGCCAGCUCCAUGGGGAGUUCUGGAGUGGAAGAAGAGGGAGAGGAAGAUGAAGAGCCUGCAAAUCUCCUGCCCCAACACUAUGACUCUUUAGCAGGGGGAAAUAAUGAAAAGUUCAAUACAGACCUUCGCAAUCUGCAGCCUUCCAAUGAGAACUUCCUCAACCCUAGGCUAAGCCUUUCUACCCGUUUCCUCUCACGCUUUCAGAGCCGCAUACGUGGUACUGUGUCAGGAAGCAGUGGUAUGUGCAGACCUGGAGUUCGUCUGCCUAGUAUUCCAGAUGAAUCCAGCAGUAGCAUAAGGGAGACAGAGGACAAGUCACAAGUAAUUCGCAAGACCUGUAAUUCAAAUGCCAUGAGAUGUGAUCAGAUGAAAAGUGGGGAAGCUUUCAUUUCACAAAAGGAUGACAAUGGUGAUCCAGGCAUAUUUGUCCCCAAACCUGACGUGACUUUCGAUAACCCAAAAUUCACCUGUCUGAGUGACAUGGAUAUUACCAGUGCCAAGACUGAAUCUACUAAUGAGAAAAUCAGUGUGUCUUCUGAGCAGGGAAAUAAUGGAUGUGAGAGGCCCCUGAAUACCUUGUUUUGUAAUAAAGACCUUAGGGUGAUUGAAGAUGGUAAGGAAAACCUUCCUCCUCAACAGCCUCUUGCCUCAAAGACACAUUCUCAAAUUCCACCACUUACUCCGGCAACUCCUGCUCUGCAUAAUCUCACUGCCUGCACUACCAUCCUCCACUUGGACCCGUCUUCCCCAUUACCAUCUGGUGCUUUGAAAAGCCAGGUGGAGUCUAUUAAUUCUUUGUGUAGACAGGACAUGGUGAGUCCAACAGAGAUGAUGUUACUAGAAAAAGAGAGCCAAAGGCAGAUGCCCAAGAUGUCUCACAGACUCCCAUCUAGCCUAAUGAAAACACCAGUUAAAGACAGCUCUCUUGUAACACCAGGAAAGAAUUUGGAAAAUACACCAUCCCUGGCUCAAUGCAACACAUCAAAAUCAGCAAUACCAGUGCACUUACUAGAUGAACCCAACCCUGUAGUCCCAGAUGAGACAAUAAAUCUGCAGGAAUGUAAGGAAAUUGUGAAUGGCCUCCAGCACACCAUGCAGAAAGCAGCCAGCGUUUACAGCAAAUUGCAGGACAUCAGUGAGUUGUCAGAACAGCAGACGCAAAUGAAAAGCAUGCUACAGGAGGCCUUUGGUGGGAUUCUACGGGAGCUUCAUGCUCUUUGUCCCCAGGAUCAGAACUCGGCUGACCUUCCACUUCCAGAAGAUUCUCCAGGUCGUCAGCUUAGAGAUGAUCGUGCUAUGGCCCUUCUAGAGAGAUACUCUGAAAUGCUACUGUUGCGUAUGGCUGAAAAGAAGGUGAACAAUAAUUGAGCUAUCUACAUAUGGCUCAGUAUGAACAGUUAAUUUGCUGCAAUUAUUGUCAGAGCUGAUGCUUCCUUGUCUGUUUACGCAUAUGUACUUAAUUUUUGCACAAAAUCGAGCAUAUUUUGUUUCCUUUUCUUGCGUAACUGCUUUAAUUAAUUGCAGUUGUCUUCAGUAUUUCAUAUGUCCAGCCUUUCAGUUCAAAGCACUGGUUCGAUUUUUGGUAGCAUUUGUCACAAAUUAUUUAUUAUUGUAAUUUUUAUUUUUUUUUUAAAGCAAUACCCAUUGCCCAUUGCGCUGGGUUUGCCUAAUUCUUAUUUUUUUUAUUCCAACCUUUCAGAAAGCUUUUUCACCCUUGUAAACUACAAAUGGGUAACAAAUUAAACAAACAAACAAAAACACUGUCUUAUUAAGGUGUUGGGCUGUCAUAAGAAACUUUUAUAGCAUUUUGGUGCAAUAAUAGUGAUGAUAUGGUACGUCAUUAUUUCAUUUCAAGUUGAAACAGUAUUAUUCCAGUCGAGUACUCCAUAAGAGACAUACCUUUUCCUUUUAAUAAGAUCGUUGCAGUGUUGAGUUUUUGACUUGUUUGCUUUAUCACAUUGGUGAUUUCACUCAGUCACAUCUAUGCGUUCUGCUUUCUGUUGUCCCUGUUUUAAGGACCGUUGCACAAAAACCUUUGAACUGGUCACAUUGUUUCUUUCUUCAGACUGCAGUGUCAGUGCUGCAGAUGUAUUUCUGAGUUGUGCUUUGGCUUUGUUUUUAUUGACAAUUUUAUUAAAAUAUUUGUAAAAACUUUUAAACAGUUGACCUUUUAAUAAAUAAUAAAGA
This is a messenger RNA of Clarias gariepinus (North African catfish), 5524 nucleotides long. RefSeq names its product WD repeat domain 62 (gene wdr62). Gene Ontology annotation, molecular function: protein binding. Lineage: Eukaryota; Metazoa; Chordata; Actinopteri; Siluriformes; Clariidae. The transcript is spliced from 31 exons. The record is from RefSeq and is a predicted model, not a curated record. Bases 326 to 4705 code for a protein of 1459 amino acids.